AAACAUAACACAUGCAGGUACCUACCUAGGUAGCACCUGCAAGAUGGUAGAGGUGAACCUCAAAAAAGGCAGUCGACGACAUUGACCUUCUGCGUGACACGCAAGACUGCCAUCUUCUAUGGAGACGGUUGAAUGAACUACCUCGCACUUCAGACGACAGACGCUUGGUAUAGAGCUGGCCCAGCAUCGCCCACUGCUUUCGCCUGGGCAGACAGCUUUCCCCACGGGCCUAACUAUGGUUCUUUGAACAAGCGUCACUCUCACAACAUCGCAAAUCACUUCGUGUCUUCGCCAUGACUAAAAACAUGCAGCUUCGCUGUUACAGCGAGACCAGAUUCGAUCACCGCGUUGCCGAUGGCUUUCCAUUUAGCAACCCCACAGUUGAUCUCUCGGUCAGCUGGGACGCAUCGGGGAAGAAUCUUCUGAUAUACCGGCCUAGGGAGCAGGUCGUAUCCAAGAUCCACCAAUUUGCGAAAACUGGUCAGCAGGCACCAGAACCACAAGCCGUAAGGUGGAAACCGGACGGGCAGUUCCUCGCCGUAGGCUGGAGUGACGGCUAUGUCAGGUUGAUGGGUUUGGAGAACAACAAGGCUGCACAUCAUAUUCGCGUCUGCGGAGACGACACUACACCACCCAGCAUCACUCACAUUGGCUGGUCGCGCAAUAUUGUAGGCAAACGACAAACUCAUUUCCAAGAGACAACUUCCCAGCCAUGGCGCAGGCUCUUGUCGGAAGGGCUGGAGCUGUCUGGGGGGGCCGCUCCGCUGGAUUUUCCUCGAGAACUUACGUUCUUAGAAGUGGACUCCGCGUUGCCCAAGAUCAGCCCUUUGCCUAGCUCGAGUGCUGGAGCAGGUGAAGAUGGCUUGGUGUUCACGUUACGGACGGGUAUAGAGUUUCUGUUCCAGCCCUUUAAGACCGAGGAUAGCGACCAGGUUUUCGUAAUGGUCGUGGGCACGAGCGAUGGCCGCCUUCAUCUCAGCAUAUAUGACUCUUUUGUCAUUGGUGACUUUCGAUACACCCUUCCGAGCUCCAUGUAUAUGCCGGGCGUGCUUCAGCUUGUCCAGCAUGCCUCUCAUCCAGAAGUGUCAACCCACACCCUUCUCCUGAAAUCCUCAGCCGACGACGACCAGGCACUUUACCUCGUCCCCAUGGACCUGCCUUUCAUUCCGUCUUCCCCGAUCAACAUCUCUCUACUAGCGUCAAAGCUCACUACGCUGCAAAAGCUGCUCCGAUACGUGAAGCAGACGCAACUGCAUAUACAAGUGGAGUACAAAAAUACGAGAGAGCUCCCUUCUAGGUUCCUACGCAGUGUCGAGGGAGAUCUAGAGCAGAUGGCUCAUGGUCCGACAAACAUCGUCCAAGCCUUGUUCCACACAGUCGUCACCGGCCACGCAUAUGAACCUGUCCGCGAGUGGCUCGUCGACAAUCUCGCUGAGCGUGGCCACAAAAGAUGGGACAAGGCUGUGGUAUCUGGUCUCGAGAAUAUGCGCGGUCUGGUUCACGAAAACCUGCUGCCCGCAUUGGAGAGAUGCGCCAUCAUUCUCAGCCGCCUUCGCGGGCUGGCCCAAUUUUACGAUUCGCGAGAGGACAUUGGUUUCUCUGUCGCACAAAUCACCCGCACGAUUGAUGUCGUCUCCUGCCUCACACUGGUGGGGCACAGGAUCCUCCUCAACAUCAUGGAAGAGCUCGACCUCUUCAACGCCUUCUCUACCUGGAUACGAUUCCAGAUCGAUCGUCUUGCUGCCCCGAGCUCGGCAGAUGAGGAGCUGACAGAAAAAGAAGCCACCAUGGAGAAUAGCAAAGUCCUUGUGUACGUUCGAAAUUAUCUCAUGGCAAGUCCCAUGGCCGCUUUCCUGGAUGAGGUAACCAAGGAAGACUACUCGGCCAACUGGGAGCGAGCCGAAAGUGGAACAUCGAUGCUUGCAGAACUGGACACACAGCUUGAACGUUGUGAGGAGGGACAGACCUAUUUGAAGGCUUUCCCGAACGUCAGCUUCCUCGUCGAUUAUCUCUCUGCUCGUGCGGGUGGGGUUUUCAAAGAUAUUGCCGAAGCGCAGAAGAGAAGCGUUCGCUUCGGACAGCCAACGAAAAUCGCACUAGGCCGUAAGAUUGCCCUGGUCGACUCAACAAUGUGCUCGGAAACGAGAGAGGGAGAGUGUGAUGGACUUACCUUCACGGCUGUGACUGAAGAGAGCCGCGAUCAAGAUGUCUUCGUCUUCCGCACCUUCAUUCACAUCAUCAAUGGAAUCAGUAGCAACGUAGUAACCACAGUCGCCGCCCUGUCUGUAGACAAUGGCAAGAUUAUCGACUCCAAGUUCCUGGACAGCAACACGUUGAUUCUGCUCGUGAGCAAACAAGAUAAAUCCGUCGAGGUUGUCACGGUUCCCGUUCAGUCCCCGAACAUGAACUACGUUCCCUUGCAAGAGGGCAGCCUACCCGCGGCGACGGCUCUUUCCCAGCAGCUCCAGGGCGAGCACACUACAGCCACGAUCCCCGAGGACACUUCCUUCACGCCAGUGCACUUGGACGUCCAGAAAGCCAGCAGCGCGCGAGGCGAUGUUCCCGCCCGCGUGUGCCUCCUCGGCGCCAACCGGACCGCCUAUAAGGUCUUCAGCCUCGGGGCCGGUCCUGACGACACGCGACAGCCAUCGCCGGCGGCCGCCGCAGUGACGCGGAGCGGUUAGAAGUCGCCCGUGCCCCUGUCGCCGGGUAACAUGUUCAGGGUGCCGCCGAAGCGCUUCACGCCGCGAAGCAGGAAACGUAUGGGCGUGCUGGAGUUUCAAGGGCUGGACGGUGGGACGCUGGACGAGUUUUUCCACAGGCUUCAGGCACAUACGCCUAUUAGGCAAGAGCGGGGGUAGUUAAGCCAGUCAGGCGUGAACAGAUGGUUGGAAUCAGAGACGAAUUCGGGAAAGAGAAAAGAAAAGAGACUUUGGUAUUCUUCC
This is a messenger RNA of Colletotrichum destructivum, 2945 nucleotides long. Its product is annotated as Putative WD40/YVTN repeat-like-containing domain superfamily, anaphase-promoting complex subunit 4. Lineage: Eukaryota; Fungi; Ascomycota; Sordariomycetes; Glomerellales; Glomerellaceae. Gene Ontology annotation, cellular component: nuclear periphery; anaphase-promoting complex. The transcript is spliced from 7 exons. Gene Ontology annotation, biological process: protein K11-linked ubiquitination; anaphase-promoting complex-dependent catabolic process. Gene Ontology annotation, molecular function: protein binding. Bases 294 to 2684 code for a protein of 796 amino acids. The record is from RefSeq and is a predicted model, not a curated record.